CGUCUCUUCUCUUCGUUCCUCGCUCCAACCUCCCCAACAUCGCCUCUCGAUUCUUGACGCCAGCAGUAAUCGCUCGUUAAUCCCUUCCAAAUCCGCGAUAUUCCCAAGAAUCUUCUCUCCCCCUCUCAACCCGACUCUCUUUCGCUCCUCCCCAUUGCGCUCCCUCCCUCGCACUCGGAUUCCUGCUCGCUUUCUCCGUCUCCGUCUCCCUCUCGGCCGUCCCCCUCUCCUCCGCCUCGGAUUCGACCGCCGCGCCCCCCUCCUUAUCCUGCUCCUGCCGCCGCGUUUUUCUUCCUUCUUCUCCUGUCCGCCCGGGACUCCCUCCGCAGUUCUUGCUCUUUGCGUCGCGUCGCGUCGAGGAGAGCGUGCCUUUCGUUCCGGAUCGCGCGGCGCCCCCGACAUGCGCGUGGAGGGACUGGAGGACGCAGGGAGGCUAGACCAGGACAUCGACAAGCACGCCGGUUUCGUGAUGGAGAGAGUUUGUGAGAACACAGUGUCUGUUGAUUUCAAGCAGAACUUUGUCCCAUUCAUCCAGUCAGGGGAGUGGUCUGAUAUCGGAGGUCGUGAUUACAUGGAAGAUGCCCAUGUGUGCAUCUCUGACCUGGCAAAGAAUUUUGGCUAUAAAGCAGCUGAUGAUGAAGUAAUUUCCUUCUAUGGGGUCUUUGAUGGACAUGGUGGCAAAGACGCAGCCCAUUAUGUCCGUGAUAACUUGCCACGAAUCAUCGUGGAAGAUGCUGAUUUUCCUCUUGAGCUUGAAAAGGUAGUCAAGAGGUCAUUUGUGCAAACUGAUAGUAAGUUUGCAGAGACAUUUUCUCAUCACAAGGGACUUUCUUCUGGAACUACAGCACUGACAGCAAUGAUUUUUGGAAGGUCGCUUCUGGUGGCUAAUGCUGGUGACUGCCGAGCGGUCCUUUCUCGGCGUGGCACUGCCAUUGAAAUGUCCAAGGACCACAGGCCAUGCUGCAUAAAUGAAAGAAAGCGUGUAGAAUCACUUGGUGGCUAUGUUGAUGAUGGUUAUUUGAACGGUCAGCUGGCAGUCACUAGAGCACUAGGUGACUGGCAUCUUGACGGCAUGAAAGAGAUGGGUGAACCUGGAGGGCCCUUGAGCGCUGAGCCAGAGCUGAAAAUGAUCACAUUGACAAAGGACGAUGAGUUUUUGAUAAUAGGCAGUGAUGGCAUCUGGGACUUCUUCUCAAACCAAAAUGCUGUGGAUUUCGCACGACGGAAGCUCCAAGACCACAAUGACUUGAGGCUGUGCUGCAGGGAGAUCGUCGAUGAAGCAAUAAGGCGGGGAGCCAGCGACAACCUAACAGCAGUGAUGGUUUCGUUCCACCAGGAGGCCCCUCCCCAGACCAGAGUGAGCAGGACCGGCAGGGUUGCACGGAGCAUAUCAGCUGAAGGGCUUCACAACCUCAGAGUUCUCCUGGAAGGCCAGUGACGGCGCCAUUGCGGCCAGUCCUGAUGCUGUGCUACAUUGCUGAGUGUUAAUUGUAAGUAGCGAUUUUCGGUAUCUUGAUGCUGUUCAGCGACUGUGUGUCGACAUGCCAGAGUGACUAUUCUUGUCUGAGAAUAAACCAACGAAUCUGAGAUCUCACUAGCUGAUUGUGAGGCGCUGUAAAUAAUAAAAGUUGGAGCUAGGUAAGGACGAGUUAGCAGUGUGCAUCCAGGGGGGCUUUCGUGGCUCAUUAUGCGAUGUUUUCCCCUGAUCUUUUGUAAAUAAAACCUUGCUGGGAGUAUCAAUGCAGUCGAAGUAAUGUUCUCUCAUGCAA
Panicum virgatum (switchgrass) is the source of this 1769-nucleotide messenger RNA. Its product is annotated as probable protein phosphatase 2C 27. Gene Ontology annotation, biological process: protein dephosphorylation. Gene Ontology annotation, molecular function: cation binding; protein serine/threonine phosphatase activity. The coding region runs from base 401 to 1438 and encodes 345 amino acids. The transcript is spliced from 4 exons. Lineage: Eukaryota; Viridiplantae; Streptophyta; Magnoliopsida; Poales; Poaceae. The record is from RefSeq and is a predicted model, not a curated record.